This is a messenger RNA of Leopardus geoffroyi (Geoffroy's cat), 4064 nucleotides long. RefSeq names its product neuronal PAS domain protein 2 (gene NPAS2). Lineage: Eukaryota; Metazoa; Chordata; Mammalia; Carnivora; Felidae. Bases 357 to 2819 code for a protein of 820 amino acids. The record is from RefSeq and is a predicted model, not a curated record. The transcript has 21 exons. Gene Ontology annotation, biological process: regulation of transcription by RNA polymerase II; circadian regulation of gene expression. Gene Ontology annotation, molecular function: protein dimerization activity; RNA polymerase II cis-regulatory region sequence-specific DNA binding; DNA-binding transcription factor activity, RNA polymerase II-specific. Gene Ontology annotation, cellular component: CLOCK-BMAL transcription complex; cytoplasm; nucleus.
GGGGGAGGAGGAAGAGGCGACGGCAGCUCUCCCCACCGGCUCUACGUGCGGAAGAGUUUGCCGCGCGAGCAGCCGGCCUCCUGCAGGAGCCGAGGGACCCGCGCGACGGCGGCCAGGGAGCAGCGGCCGCGUAGCUCGGAGGCCCGCAGCCGCGGUGGCGGCGGCGGCGGCGGCGGCAGCGAGAGCAGCGCCUCCCGCCGCCGCCCGGGAGGAGCUCGCCGCGCCCGCUCGCCGCCUCGGCUCCCAGCGGCGGCGGCGGCGGCGGCGGCGGGAGGCGCGUCUCCCCGGCCCAGUCCGCGCCCGGCCCCGCGGGGUCGCCCCGGCCAGCUCCGAGGAAAAACUGCGUAGAAAAUCUAAUGGAUGAAGAUGAGAAAGACAGGGCAAAGAGAGCUUCUCGAAACAAGUCUGAGAAGAAGCGUCGGGACCAGUUCAAUGUUCUCAUCAAAGAGCUUAGCUCCAUGCUCCCUGGCAACACGCGGAAAAUGGACAAAACCACCGUGCUGGAAAAGGUCAUUGGAUUUUUACAGAAACACAAUGAAGUCUCAGCGCAAACAGAAAUCUGUGAUAUUCAGCAAGACUGGAAGCCUUCAUUCCUCAGUAAUGAAGAAUUCACCCAGCUGAUGUUGGAGGCGUUAGACGGCUUCAUCAUCGCAGUGACCACGGAUGGCAGCAUCCUCUAUGUUUCAGACAGUAUCACGCCUCUCCUGGGGCAUUUACCGUCAGAUGUCAUGGAUCAGAAUUUGUUAAAUUUUCUUCCAGAACAAGAACAUUCAGAAGUUUAUAAAAUGCUCUCUUCCCAUAUGCUUGUGACAGAUUCCCCCUCCCCAGAAUACUUAAAAUCUGACAACGAUUUAGAGUUUUAUUGCCAUCUUCUCAGAGGCAGCUUGAACCCAAAGGAAUUUCCAACUUAUGAAUACAUAAAAUUUGUAGGAAAUUUUCGCUCUUACAACAAUGUGCCUAGCCCCUCUUGUAAUGGCUUUGACGGCACCCUUUCAAGGCCCUGCCGGGUGCCGCUGGGAAAGGAGGUCUGCUUCAUCGCCACAGUUCGUCUGGCAACACCACAGUUCUUAAAGGAAAUGUGCAUAGUUGACGAACCUUUAGAGGAAUUCACUUCAAGGCAUAGCUUGGAAUGGAAAUUUUUAUUUCUGGAUCACAGAGCCCCUCCGAUCAUAGGAUACCUGCCUUUUGAAGUUUUGGGGACCUCAGGCUAUGACUACUACCACAUUGACGAUCUGGAGCUCCUGGCCAGGUGCCAUCAGCACUUGAUGCAGUUUGGUAAAGGGAAGUCCUGUUGCUACCGGUUCCUCACCAAAGGCCAGCAGUGGAUUUGGCUGCAGACGCAUUACUACAUCACUUACCACCAGUGGAACUCCAAGCCCGAGUUCAUCGUGUGCACGCACUCGGUCGUCAGUUACGCGGAUGUCCGGGUAGAAAGGAGGCAGGAGCUGGCUUUGGAAGACCCGCCACCCGAGGCCAUCCACCCUUCAGCACUCAAGGACAAGGGCUCCAGCCUGGACCCUCAGCAGCACUUUAACGCACUUGACACAGGCACCUUGGGCCUUAACACCAGUCAUUCGCCAUCAGUGUCCUCCAGAAGCUCCCACAAAUCCUCGCACACGGCCAUGUCAGAACCCGCCUCUGCCCCAAGCAAGCUGAUGGCAGAGGCCAGCACCACGGCUUUGCCGAGACCAGCCACCCUGCCCCAAGAGCUCCCCGUGCCAGGGCUCAGCCAGGCAGCCACAAUGCCGGCUCCCCUGCCUGCCCCGUCAUCCUGUGACCUCACACAGCAGCUCCUGCCUCAGACCAUUUUGCAGAACCCACCUGCCCCCAUGACACAGUUCUCAGCACAGUUCAGCAUGUUCCAGACCAUCAAAGACCAGCUGGAGCAGCGGACACGGAUCCUGCAAGCUAACAUCCGGUGGCAGCAGGAGGAGCUCCACAAGAUCCAGGAGCAGCUCUGCCUGGUCCAGGACUCCAACAUCCAGAUGUUCCUGCAGCAGCCAGCUGUUUCCCUGAGCUUCAGCAGCGCAACACGGCCUGAGGCUCAGCAGCAACUCCAGCAGAGGUCAGCCCCAGCCUCCCAGCCCCAGCUUGUGGCCAGCCCUCAACUCCCAGGGCAGAUUGCCUCUGCCCAGGUGGCAAACCAGCACUUGCUCAGAGAAUCAAGUGUGAUAUCAACCCAGGGUCCACGGCCAAUGAGAAGCUCACAGAUGAUGCAGGGAAGUGGGCACUCAGUGAGCAGCUUGACGCCCCAGUUCAGCAGCACCACGGCUGUGCUCCCACCAGCUCUGAGCCUGACCACGCUUGCUUCCGCCUCCCAGGAUGGCAGCCAGUGCCAGCCCAGCCCAGACUUUGGUCAUGAUCGGCAGCUCAGGCUAUUGCUGAGCCAGCCCAUCCAGCCCAUGAUGCCUGGGUCCUGUGAUGCGAGGCAGCCCUCAGAGGUCAGCAGGACUGGACGGCAAGUCAAGUAUCCGCAGAGCCAGGCCGUGUUUCAAAAUGCAGACAUGCACACCACCAGCAGCAGCACCUCGCCCCCCGUCCUGCUGAUGGGACAGGCGGUGCCUCAGCCCAGCUUCCCCGCCGCCGCCUCCAGGCAGUCACCCCUGCAGCCCGCACAGGCCCCGCAGCAGGCACAGCACUUCCUGCAGGUACAGGCACCGACCUCUUUGCACAGUGAGCAGCAGGACUCCCUACUUCUCUCCACCUACUCGCAACCGCCAGGGACCCUGGGCUACCCACCCCCACCCCAGCCCCCACGCCCACCCCGAAGGGUCAGCAGCCUGUCUGAGUCCUCGGGCCUCCAGCAGCCGCCGCGGUAGUGCCCUGGCACCUCAGUCGGGUCACAAUCAGCUUUAACCAAUGGACGGACAAUGGGAGUGGCCACAGGAGUGGGGGAGAGGAGUUUUAAACCCUUGGCUUUCAUGCACACUGCAUACAUUUCAGAACUCCUGGAUGGUAACCUUCUCCGGAGCACAGCAGCUGGCAUGUGACACAUGAUCAGAGUACUGGCCAUGUUUCCCUUGCCUGUGUGUUUCUCGGGCACACUCUACAGCCAUACUCAGAUGGGAACCGAGUGCCCCCGCGUAAGUGUCGUUACUCAGUUGACUUAGCAGGUGGCACGGCUCGCUGCGUCCUCCUGAGAGAGCGCACUGGUCCCUCUAGCCGGCUGUGGUCUGUCCACGCUUGCUAGCUGGCCUUCACUCUCUUGACCCUCUUUUCUUUGCAUUCGAGAAGCACUGGGUCAGAGAUCUGUUGAAGAGAGAGAAUAAAGAGAUUAUUUUUCAUUAUUUUUAAAUGGUUGUUUUUGUUUUAAUUUGCACAGCUGCACAGAGGAGAUAACUUAGGCACUUUCAGGUUUUAAAAAUAAUAAGGUCUCAUGACUUCAUUUGGAGACCGCAGUAACAAAACCAGCCCACCAAUCAGAUGGCAGAGCUGGUCAUUCUUCACCAGGCUGCAGACCCACACCCUCUGGCCUAAAACCUAAUGGAAGGUUCUUCACCCCAUGCCCGUUCUGGUGAUUAUUGUUUCCCCUAAAUAUAACACUGGACUGUUCCUGUUUACUUGGUUGAUUGCAACUACAAAGGCCGACUCGAAGCAAAGCACAAUCAUGCAGCUGAUGUUCCGGAAUUCUGUCGGGAACUAUGAGACUUUGGAGGAAGAGGUUCCACAAGCCAGACAGGCCUGUGGAGCCCCAGGUCCCCGAGGAGACCCCACCAUGCACCGGCCCCUUGAGUCAGAAUGCUGCAUCUUUCUACAGAUCUUUCAUGAUAAGACCGAGGAUUGGAUUCUCCUUUUCAAAAUGCACUUUGCUUUUUUUGUAUGUUUUGUUAUGUUGAGAUGUUUCUAAAGAAAAAGGUUUUAUGUAAUUAAAAGAUGAAGUGUAGUGAACUGUACAGCUGUUGUAAUAAUGACCUAUUUCUAUAUAAAAUAAAAUUGUAUGGAUUAUGUGUAAAUUAUUUUGUAUCUGAGACGCCAGUUCCUUUCCCAAAUAUAAAAAUAUAAAAGUUUUCCUGUGUUUUUCUGUGAGUGGAAAUUUUGUAAUAAAUUAACGAAUUUGUACAAUU